UUCUGCCCACAUUUCUUCCCAUUUUAAACCACAAACUGUGGGUUUUUUUAGUAAAAAAAAUAAAUAAAUCUUUGUUCUUUCUGGACUGACUUUGAUGAUUGCUCUGUUGUGAGGCCUUUUUAAUUUCAUCCAUCCAACAAUUCUAUCACGGACAACAAAACGUUUCUAGUCUUACCCAAACACGGGUACAAAACGUUUCUGGACUCAUCCAAUACUCAGUCCUCAAAGGAAGGGCGGUGGAAACGUUUCCCUCGUUUUAUUUAUUUUUUCUCCAGAGGAUUACAUUUCUUAAAUCGAAGCCACUUUUGGUGACCAUGGCUGCUCUUUCAGUGUGGUUUUGGAACGAGAGGUUUUGGCUCCCACAUAAUGUGACUUGGGCGGAUCUUGCAGACCCAGCGCCCGGGGUGGAGUAUCCAAAAGCCGGGCACUUACUCUCUGCCUUACCGUUGGCUGUGGGGAUCUUUGCUGUCAGAAUACUAUUUGAGAGGUUCAUAGCCAGACCAUGUGCCUUCCUCUUGCAUAUCCACGCUGCCUCAGUCCACUGGCGAGCCACACCCAACCCUGUCCUGGAGAAGGUGUUUACAUCCAUCACAAAGUGCCCAGACUCGCGACACCUGGAUGGGUUAUCUAAGCAGCUGGACUGGGAUGUGAGGAAGAUCCAGAGAUGGUUCAGACACAGACGCAACCAGGACAAACCCAGCAUACUCACCAAGUUCUGUGAGAGCAUGUGGAGGCUUAUAUUUUAUCUGUUCAUGUUUACCUAUGGGAUCUGCUUUCUGUGGAAGUGCCCAUGGAUGUGGGAUACACACCACUGCUGGUACAACUACCCCUACCAGGUCCUGACUCCAGGCCUGUACCACUACUACGUGACUGAGCUGGGCUUCUACUGGUCUCUCAUGUUCUCUCAGUUUACUGACAUCAAACGCAAGGACUUCCCCAUCAUGUUCAUUCAUCACCUAGCAACAGUGAGCCUGAUCAGUUUUUCCUACGCUAACAACAUGCUACGUGUCGGGAGCCUGGUGAUGUGUGUCCACGACGCAUCAGACUUCCUACUGGAGGCAGCCAAACUGACCAACUACGCCAAGUACCAGCGCCUGUGUGACUUCCUGUUCGUUCUGUUUGCAGUAGUCUUCUUCAUCACAAGGCUUGUCCUCUACCCUCUAUGGAUCCUGAACACAACAUUGUUUGAGAGCUGGGAGAUGAUUGGUCCAUACCCUUCCUGGUGGCUCUUCAACUCCCUACUGCUGGUGCUGCAGGUGCUACACGUCAUCUGGUCCUACCUCAUAGCCGGGAUCGCCUACAAGGCCUUGGUCCGAGGAAAGGUUUCUAAGGAUGACCGCAGUGAUGUUGAGAGCAGCUCCGAGGAGGAGGUGGACACCAACGGUACCAAUAACAAGGGGGUUAAAAUGGCGUUCUCUCCUAAAGUAGAGAACGGUACCAACGGUCACGCCGUCGCCACUAUAACCUGGCCACAACAGAUACGUAGCAGCAGCAGCAGCAGCAGUUGGUGACACAAGAAAGGAGGAGUCCGCUGUCAGAUUCACAGUAUAGGGCUGACCACUGAGUCCAAUAUGUCUCGCCUGGUUACACUGGGCAGCCACUAGUUGUCGGAACUGUACUGGAAAGGACCAUGUCAAAAAGAAAGGAAAAUAUCUGCGCCAACACAGUACUAUUCAGGUCAGCCCUAUAGUGAGAAUCAGGCAUAUCUGAGCCAACACAGUACUAUUCAGGUCGGCCCUAUAGUGAGAAUCAGGCAUAUCUGAGCCAACACAGUACUAUUCAGGUCAGCCCUAUAGUGAGAAUCAGGCAUAUCUGAGCCAACACAGUACUAUUCAGGUCGGCCCUAUAGUGAGAAUCAGGCAUAUCUGAGCCAACACAGUACUAUUCAGGUCAGCCCUAUAGUGAGAAUCAGGCAUAUCUGAGCCAACACAGUACUAUUCAGGUCAGCCCUAUAGUGAGAAUCAGGCAUAUCUGAGCCAACACAGUACUAUUCAGGUCGGCCCUAUAGUGAGAAUCAGGCAUAUCUGAGCCAACACAGUACUAUUCAGGUCAGCCCUAUAGUGAGAAUCAGGCACAUCUGAGCCAACACAGUACUAUUCAGGUCAGCCCUAUAGUGAGAAUCAGGCACAUCUGAGCCAACACAGUACUAUUCAGGUCAGCCCUAUAGUGAGAAUCAGGCACAUCUGAGCCAACACAGUACUAUUCAGGUCAGCCCUAUAGUGAGAAUCAGGCAUAUCUGAGCCAACACAGUACUAUUCAGGUCAGCCCUAUAGUGAGAAUCAGGCAUAUCUGAGCCAACACAGUACUAUUCAGGUCGGCCCUAUAGUGAGAAUCAGGCAUAUCUGAGCCAACACAGUACUAUUGACUAUGACAACAGACGAUGAAUGAAUAGACAGACACCACCGUGACUCAUAGAAUCAAAACGGAUUACAUUUAACUGAUUAAAAACACUUGUUUAAUUCCCUUGUGUCAAGUCUAUGGGUCUGACUCUAUUUUCAUUGCAUUGUGUCCAUAGAAUGGGGUCUGACUGUAUUUUCAUUCCAUUGUGUCCAUAGAAUGGGGUCUGGCUGUAUUUUCAUUCCAUUGUGUCCAUAGAAUGGGGUAUGACUGUAUUUUUAUUCAAUUGUCCAUAGAAUGGGGUCUGACUGUAUUUUCAUUCCAUUGUCCAUAGAAUGGGGUCUGACUGUUUAAAUUUUUAUUCCACUUUUUAAUGUAAUGCAGCAGUUUGUUGGGGAGGAUGUUCUCUCCCUGUUUUGUCAGUUGAACUAAAGUUAUUACUGUAUAUAUUUUUUUUAAAUAAAUAAACAAAUAAAUGUUUGUGAAA
Molecule: messenger RNA, 2824 nt
Organism: Oncorhynchus gorbuscha (pink salmon)
Lineage: Eukaryota; Metazoa; Chordata; Actinopteri; Salmoniformes; Salmonidae
Product: ceramide synthase 5-like
Exons: 10
Coding region: 315-1511 (398 amino acids)
Biological process (GO): ceramide biosynthetic process
Cellular component (GO): membrane
Molecular function (GO): DNA binding; sphingosine N-acyltransferase activity
Source: RefSeq, a predicted model, not a curated record